AAGCAGCAUAAGAAGGGAAGCAUUCUAGACCCUGACAGAACACAUGCUGAUCGACAGAUCCUUACCAAAGAUGCUAACUAGCUGGCUAGCUACUGCAUGCAUAAAACACGGAGUCGCCGUGCAGUGCAAAAAAAUUGGUGCGUGCUCAGCUGCAAUCUGCACACUGCCACCCUCGCCCUACAGAAGAAAACAUGCUGCUAAGCUCCACUCUUGCUGUUACCGCGAUGAAACUAGGGCCAAUAAUGAUGCAGUUACUAUUGGUCCCACUGGGGUGGGUUGGGUAGCCUUAUGGUUGUCAACUCUGUCGAUCUUCUUGUAUUUCUUUUCUUCUUUUGGUUCUAUUUGCUUUUGUCGAGUUGUCUUAUGUUUUGUUGUGGUUGCUUUCUUUGGGUAACGAGGGAAUGAAGUACUAUCGUAUGAUAAUGGGAACUAUGUUAUGUUGUGUUAUGCUAUUGAUGAGUGGAUGAUGAUGAUCUGCGUGGAAAAUAAUGUCAGAGUCUUGUCUGAUUCAAACUCCGUCGUCCGUCUGAUGUCAGCCAGCCAUAUUUACACAUCCACGCAAUCACAAUCAAUACAAAGGGAUAUUCAACCC
Molecule: messenger RNA, 592 nt
Organism: Aspergillus neoniger CBS 115656
Lineage: Eukaryota; Fungi; Ascomycota; Eurotiomycetes; Eurotiales; Aspergillaceae
Exons: 2
Coding region: 44-394 (116 amino acids)
Source: RefSeq, a predicted model, not a curated record